AUGGGGCGUACUGUUAUCAUUGUCGUCGCAAUUAUCAUCUUAAUUAUCAUUGGAAGUGGAGUGAUUUUCAGCGGAUUUAGUGCCGUGGAAUAUUAUGAGUAUGGCUUUAAACGACAAAAAUCAACCGGUAAAGUGGAUAAAACGGAUAUCUACAAUUCUAUUCUCUACUAUGGUGGACCUGACAUGGAAUUCAAAACAUUUCAGGCAGAUGCGCAUCACGUAACAUUAAAAAAUGCCAAAAUAUUUACAGCGGAUAAACUUGAGGUCAGAAUAACAGCUUAUUUACAAUAUUUCCUCCGAAAAGAUGAGCUAGUUUUGCUGCAUGACAAAUUUGACUUGGAUUACCAAAGUGUCAUGGAGACCAGUGCUUUAGACGCCUUAAAGGGUUCAACAACACUGUAUACCACAAGAGAGCUUGUCACCAACAGAAAGCUGAUGGAACAGACAAUCUACAAGGCUGUCAGAGAACGCUUAGGGGGCACCUGUUGCAGGCCGGACUGUACCUCUUAUGCCUUUGCUUGUCCAGAAAAUUGUAAACCAUAUACUGAAUGCACUGCUAAAGAAAAGGGACUCUUUGUCGAUGUAAAAUAUUUCCAACUUGGACAAGUGACAAUACCAGAUAGUGUGCAAGAACGCUUUAUGAAAGCUCUUACGUUACAAGAGCAGUCGGAGCGCGAAGAACUUUUACAAGAGGCCAAAGUAAUCCGUAAAAGCACUACAGCAAUGGUUAAACAAAUCAAGAACAAGGCUGCAGAAAUUCUGAAUAAUGGUACAAUGGUUGCAAAUUUAAUAUCGACCGUGGCAAGAUCCAAUUACUCGACUGCCCUGGAGAUGGCACGUGUUCAGGGACUUAGAUAUACCUUCAAUGAAUUGGGAUUGUCACAGCAAGAACAAAAGAACAGUUUUAACUAUCUACGAACUUUGCGGGAACACCCAAAAGCUCGCUUUACUGUCGACUUUCAACAAAGAAUUGCAGGAAAUCUUUAGCAAUUUAAGAAAAGC
Saccostrea cuccullata (small rock oyster) is the source of this 1002-nucleotide messenger RNA. RefSeq lists its product as uncharacterized. The record is from RefSeq and is a predicted model, not a curated record. Lineage: Eukaryota; Metazoa; Mollusca; Bivalvia; Ostreida; Ostreidae. The coding region runs from base 1 to 987 and encodes 328 amino acids. The transcript is spliced from 6 exons.